GUUUACAUACAUUACACAAGCAAAGAGGGCAUGGCAUGCUAAAGAUUCCUUGAAUUGCAUAAUCAGAUCACCCAAAACUGAAUGACUGAGUGUGUUAGGAAUGUCCUAUCUAGAUCUAGUAAAGAAAGAUCAAGAACUUCUACAAGCAAUGGAGAAUCCCCACUCUUCUGAAUGUUCUGACCUGGAUGACCAUGUGCCAAGAUCCUCUACUUCUCCAGAGAUAACUUUUCCACACAAGACAGUCAGCUUCACCAACAUUUCUCACCCUUACAACCAUAAUGGUGGCAUCUCUAUAAAUGGUGUUGCUCGAAUUCGUAAACCUUUCCGUCAUCGCAGUAAAUCAACUGGCUCAGAAUCAUCUGAUGGAAGUGAAUACAUGUCCACAUGCUCUGAUAGUUAUGGAGACAAGUGGUAUAGCAUCGAUCACCGGAAGGUCACCAACAUAACACUCGACUUCUUCUACACACCGAGAACGAUUACUCUCCUACUAGUUGUUUUGCUUGGCCUUGUUUUAGCAGCUUUCUUGCGAAGUGAUGACGGGGAACGGGCAGACAAUAUUGGUGCUGGAGUAUAUGCAUUCUCUUUUUUGUUUCUCGCCAUAGGUCUACUAGUGUUCCCCAAUGGUCCCUUCACCAGACCUCACCCGGCAAUCUGGAGACUGGUGUUCGGGAUUAGCGUGCUAUACCUAUUGCUGUUGGCAUUUGUUUUGUUUCAGAGCUACUCUGAUGUUAAGUUGAUGUUACACUGGGUUGAUUCCUCACUGAACUACACUGAGACAGACAGCAAUAAACUCUACGCAGUGGACUGCAGUUUCACAGUUGAGAAUCUGAAUAGCAGAAUGGAUAUUUUCGUGAUUGGUCACUUUUUAGGUUGGGUGUUCAAAUCUCUCCUGGUUCGGCAUUCUAUUCUCCUCUGGUCUAUAAGUAUUAUGUGGGAAUGUACUGAGUUAAUGUUUGCUCAUGUGCUACCUAAUUUCGAGGAAUGCUGGUGGGAUGCCCUGCUAUUUGAUGUCAUUCUUGCAAAUGGCUUAGGUAUUUUUGUCGGAAUGGCGAUAUGCAGGACGAUGGAAGUGAGGAAAUUCCAUUGGGAAAGUAUUAAACACAUCAAAGGUACUCGAAAUAAACUGAAAAGAGCUGUUUUGCAAUUCACUCCCCAAGAGUGGGGGAAGACUCGAUGGCUUGACCCUAGUUGCACGUACAUGAGAACUUUAGCAAUCUUCUCUCUACUCCUGCUGUUUCAGAUCAGUGAGCUCAAUACGUUUCUACUCAAGCAUGUCCUGUAUAUCCCUACCAACCACUACAUUGUGUCUCUGCGUCUCAUCAUCAUAUUGCUGCCUGCAGCGCCGUCGAUACGACAAUACUAUAUGUACGUUACGGACAAAACAUGCAAUCGACUGGGUACACAGUGCUGGAUAUUUCUGGGUAUAACAUUUAUGGAGCUCUUGAUAUCAAUAAAGUUUGGAAUGAGGAUGCUACCUCGACCUGCCCUGCUGUAUAUUCUAGUUUGGUUGGGUCUUACAGCUCUCCUCAGUGUGUUUAUUGUGCUCCUGCUAACAAGGACCACCUGUCACUCUGGUCUCAAGUCUGCCUGGGAGUGGAGUACGAGUGUCAUGAAUGACUAUGGUGUCACCAACAGAACCACACGUCUGAGAAAGAGAAGAACAAAGAGAAAAGCUGAAGUCAUUUCUAGUGACUAGAAUGUACUAUUGUCAUCUCUGGACAAAGGAACCCGUUUCCAUUCAUGCAAACUCUUUCAUAAAAGAACUGUUAGCUGGUAGCUGUGUUUAGCACUCAUUUAUAGUGCUGUUUAUAGUGUUGUCUCACUAGAAAUAAUUAAUUAAUUCUCAAUUGCAUUCCAUCCUAUAAUAUCAGAUGCGAA
This is a messenger RNA of Halichondria panicea, 1878 nucleotides long. RefSeq names its product phosphatidylserine synthase-like. Lineage: Eukaryota; Metazoa; Porifera; Demospongiae; Suberitida; Halichondriidae. Gene Ontology annotation, biological process: phosphatidylserine biosynthetic process. The record is from RefSeq and is a predicted model, not a curated record. The transcript is spliced from 2 exons. Gene Ontology annotation, molecular function: L-serine-phosphatidylethanolamine phosphatidyltransferase activity. The coding region runs from base 101 to 1696 and encodes 531 amino acids.